AUGUCCGUGGAAUACAAUGAGGUCGACACGAAGGUGCACAACUACUGGAAAGAGCACUGCCCGGAUCUGAUCAUUCACGUUGGCGUGCACCCUGUAAAGAAGACGAUCAAGUUUGAGCAGCAAUCGUUCGGGGAUGGCUACUGCCGGGGCGAUGUGGCUGAGAAGUUGCCAGACAAUGGUAUGGCCCCAAAUUGCACUGUACACGGCGCCGAGUUGCGCUCGGGGAUCAAUUGUCUGGAUUUGGCGGAACGGGUGACCGGGGCCACUCGAGAAAAACACCCCGGGCUCACGAUCAUGGCCAGCGAGGACCCGGGCCGAUAUCUCUGCGGAUUCUCCUUCUACAUCUCGCUGUGCCACGACAAAUCGAAGGCGCUCUUCGUACACAUCCCGGAAUUUGAUGAGGAUGCAACCCUCGAGGCAAUCACCGAAGUUUUGCAGCUCGCAAUUAAAGCCAUCUUGGAAAAACAGGCGACUGUCCAGGAACAG
Mesorhabditis spiculigera is the source of this 486-nucleotide messenger RNA. The record is from the annotation of a GenBank genome assembly. NCBI's taxonomy places the organism in Eukaryota, Metazoa, Nematoda, Chromadorea, Rhabditida, Rhabditidae.